Molecule: messenger RNA, 480 nt
Organism: Racocetra persica
Lineage: Eukaryota; Fungi; Glomeromycota; Glomeromycetes; Diversisporales; Gigasporaceae
Source: the annotation of a GenBank genome assembly
AUGUUUCGAUCAAUAAUAGAGACAGAAACCGACUCAUCAUUAUCGCCUCCACCUUCCUCCUCAACGACCGAAGAUGAUGAUGAUUCCUCAAUUAAUUUACGCCAACAACAAAAUUUCUCGAUUUCCCCAUCGUUAACCUGUUCAGCAAGCACUUCUCCUAUAAUAGAACCCGAAACCACCGUCGAUUGUGAUGAUGAUAGCAUUCCAUCAUUGGCACAAAGAGCCUCAGAACUUCAUUUCAUGGUACAAAAAUUAAUAAAUACUCAUUUACCACAUCUUCAAUCUAAAAUUUUAAAACAACAAGAUUUUUCGAAUGAAGUAGAUGACUCUUUUAUUUAUAAAGGUGUGGGUAGAGAAUAUCAAUAUACUUAUGACGCGAUAAAAAAAAUUGUAAAUGACUCUUGGAUUUAUAAUCAUUUGGAUAUACCCCCCUAUUUUGCUGAUAUUUAUGAUACGACUGAUGGUUUCCUGGAAUGUGGA